AUGGCAUCCAAAGAAGGGUUUCCUGCUCUGGGCAAUUCAUUAGAUGCUGCGACUCCGUCAAAGCUGUCCAAGUUUAGGCUCAGACACACAGAUCAGUCAGAAACUCAUACUCACGAUCUUGAGCAUUUGAAAACAGAUGAGCGGCAUCUGGUGAAGUUUGAAGGGCCAAAUGAUCCUUACAACCCAUUAAACUGGAGCUUUCACAAAAAGGCUAUUACUACCGUCUUAUAUGGACUUAUCACAAUGGGCUCUGCAUGGGCAAGUUCUGCAUACUCGCAAGCCAUCUCAAGUAUUGAUAAACAGUAUCAAACUUCCGAAGACGUUGGGACACUGGGUAUAUCGUUGUCCUUGUUUGGGGUUGGACUCGGUCCUCUCUUCCGUCUCAAAGACAUAAAGUCUAUCUUGAUUACCCGAUUUUUCACUGGGUUCUUCUGCUCCGCUCCUAUCACGAAUGUGGGAGGUGUUCUGGCCGAUAUUUGGACUUCACAACACCGCGCCAUUGCAGUGACAAUAUACGCACUCACCCUGGUUUCGGGAACAGUCAUUGCGCCUGUGGUGGGUGGGGCCAUUGAAGUGACGAAUCUUGACUGGAGGUGGACUGAAUAUGCAAGUUUUGAUCUAGCUACUUCAAAGGUCAUCCAUUCUAAAUAUGUCGCAGAUUACUGGAAUGAUUAUGGCACUCUCGCUCAUCUUGGGCAUGAUUUUCUUGGACGAAAGCUUUCCGCCGGUUCUGUUGGUCUACAAGAGCCGUCAACUCCGUCUACGAAAGCGCUAGUCGGAGCUUUGCCGUUUCUAGCCCUUCUCUUCGGUAUCUUGCUUGGUGCGGCGGUCAACAUAAUCAACCAAAGAUUUUACAGUCGGCGAUUCCAGGACAAUAACAAUCGUCCUGUUCCCGAAGCCCGACUUCCACCAAUGAUAAUCGGCUCGAUCUUUUUUGCUGCUGGACUUGGCUUCUUCACCAUAUUCCAGGCCGCGUUGAAUUACCUGAUUGACACUUUCCAGAAAUACUCUGCCAGUGCUGUUGCGGUCAACACGUUCCUGCGGAGUGUCUUUGCAGGAUGUCUCCCACUUAUUGCGAAUGCAAUGUUUCGUUAA
Messenger RNA from Penicillium longicatenatum, 1095 nucleotides. Its product is annotated as MFS multidrug transporter. Gene Ontology annotation, molecular function: transmembrane transporter activity. Gene Ontology annotation, biological process: transmembrane transport. The transcript is spliced from 6 exons. The record is from RefSeq and is a predicted model, not a curated record. Bases 1 to 1095 code for a protein of 364 amino acids. Lineage: Eukaryota; Fungi; Ascomycota; Eurotiomycetes; Eurotiales; Aspergillaceae.